Pectinophora gossypiella (pink bollworm) is the source of this 1761-nucleotide messenger RNA. RefSeq names its product serine/threonine-protein kinase Chk1 (gene grp). Gene Ontology annotation, cellular component: cytoplasm. Gene Ontology annotation, biological process: protein phosphorylation; intracellular signal transduction; microtubule cytoskeleton organization. Gene Ontology annotation, molecular function: ATP binding; tau-protein kinase activity; protein serine/threonine kinase activity. NCBI's taxonomy places the organism in Eukaryota, Metazoa, Arthropoda, Insecta, Lepidoptera, Gelechiidae. The record is from RefSeq and is a predicted model, not a curated record. Bases 260 to 1612 code for a protein of 450 amino acids. The transcript is spliced from 6 exons.
UAAAAACGCGUGGUUUCGUUCGCGUUGAGUACCGUUAUCGGAUGAGGUGGAAAGGCGGCGGCGACGUCGGCGAUCGGCGCUCGCUUUGUUCGCCGAUCUCCACGUGCCUGCCGCCAUUUAGAAUCGCUUUCGAACGCGAUUACCACAAAUAAUGUGCAUUUUUACUAAUGAGACCAUCUUGAAAGCGAGAACAGUCGCCAUUUCUGCAUAUUGGCAGCGUUUUUGCCGCGGGAGAUAUGAGAAAGGUGACGGUGGAAGCAUGGCAGGUGCCGGCGGAGAGUUCGUGGAGGGCUGGCUCGUGGCGCAGCUGCUGGGUGAGGGCGCCUACGGAGAGGUGCGGCUGCUGGUGCACGCGCGGUCGGGCGCGCGCGUGGCGCUGAAGGGCGUGCGCGGCGCGGCGGGCGCGCGCGAGGCGGCGCUGCACCGCGCGCUGCGCCACGCGCACGUGCUGCGCUGCCUGGGCGCGCGCGCGCACCUGGGCCGCCACUACCUGUUCCUGGAGUACGCGCCCGGCGGCGAGCUGUUCGAGCGCAUCGCGCCCGACGCGGGCAUGGCGCCGGCGCACGCGCGCCGCUACUGGCGCCAGCUGGCGGCCGGCCUGCGCUACCUGCACGCCCGCGGCGUGGCGCACCGCGACCUCAAGCCCGAGAACCUGCUGCUGGACGCGCGGGACCGCAUCAAGAUCUCCGACUUCGGCAUGGCGACGCUCUACAGGCACGGGGCACGCGAGCGGCUGAUGGGCCGCGUGUGCGGCACGCUGCCGUACGCGGCGCCCGAGGUGCUGGAGGCGGAGGCGCGGCCCUACCGCGCGCCGCCGGCCGACGUGUGGGCCGCCGCCGUGGUGCUGCUGGCGAUGCUUGUCGGGGAGUUGCCGUGGGAGCGCGCGACGGAGUCGGAGCCGCGCUACGCGGCGUGGAGCGCGUGGGCGGGCGCGGGCGAGGCCGCGGGCCCGCCGCCGCCGGGCGCGUGGCGCCGCGUGGCGCCGGCCGCGCUGCGCUGGCUGCGCCGCGCGCUGCAGCCCGCGCCCGAGCGGCGCGCGCGCCUCGCCGACCUGCUGCUGGACCGCUGGAUGCACGACGCGCCGCCGCCCGCCGCGGGCGGCGCGCGCGCGUGCUUGUCGCAGCCGGCGAGCGCGGUCGGCGCCGACGACGACGACGAGGCGGGCGGCGCCGACGACCUGUCGCCCGCCGACAUGGACGCGCUGCUGAGCUCGUCGCAGCCGGCGCCCGGCGCCGAGCUGCUGCCGGCGUCGAGCGGGCCCGAGGCGGGCGGCGCGCGGCGCCUGGCGGGCCGCGUGUGGCUGGCGGGCGGCGAGGCGGGCGCGCUGCGGGCGCUGGCGGCGGCGCUGCGGGCCGCGCGCUGGCCGUGGCGCCGCCUGCAGGCGCGCACGCUGGCCGUGGAGUGCGGCGCCGAGCUGCGCAUGCGCGUGGUGGUGGCGGGCGGCGCGCGCGACGCCGCGCUCGUGCACUUCCAGCGCUGGCGCGGCUGCGGGCUGCAGUACCAGCGCUGCGUGCUGCAGCUGCGCGCCGCGCUGCGGGACCACGAGGUGCCGCCGCCCGAGCCGCAGGCGGCCCCGGCCCCGCCAGAGCCCAUGGACGAGGACCGUGAUUGACGAUGUCGCGUGGAGAACAAAUUACGUCGAGGACGUUACGAUUGUGAUAUGUAAAGAUAAUGACAUUUUUUGUAUUCAAGACUGAUUUGACGACGCCUGGAUCGAUUUAAUAAUAAUUCGUUACAUAAAUAAAUAAGUUCAUAAAGAAA